Molecule: messenger RNA, 2034 nt
Organism: Phytophthora infestans T30-4
Lineage: Eukaryota; Oomycota; Peronosporomycetes; Peronosporales; Peronosporaceae
Product: ATP-binding cassette sub-family E member 1
Exons: 1
Coding region: 28-1908 (626 amino acids)
Biological process (GO): ribosomal subunit export from nucleus; translational initiation; translational termination
Molecular function (GO): ribosomal small subunit binding; iron ion binding; ATP hydrolysis activity
Source: RefSeq, a predicted model, not a curated record
GACCCACGGAACGGAACUUCGGCAAAGAUGUCGGCCAAGCUGACUCGUAUCGCUAUCGUCAGCACGGACAAGUGCAAGCCCAAAAAAUGCCGUCAGGAGUGCAAGAAGUCGUGCCCCGUAGUGCGCAUGGGAAAGCUCUGUAUUGAGGUGGGGCCUAAAAGCAAGGUGGCCUUCAUCUCGGAGCAGCUCUGCAUCGGUUGUGGUAUCUGCGUCAAGAAGUGCCCGUUCGAGGCUAUUAACAUCAUCAAUCUGCCCAAGGACCUGGAGAGUAACACCACGCACCGCUACGGUGCCAACACCUUCAAGCUCCACCGUCUGCCCAUGCCCCGUCCUGGCCAGGUGCUUGGUCUCGUCGGUACUAACGGUAUCGGCAAGUCCACGGCACUGCGCAUACUCGCUGGCAAGCUCAAGCCUAACCUUGGCAAGUUUGACGCGCCCCCCGAGUGGCAGGAGAUUCUGACUCACUUUCGCGGCUCAGAGCUGCAGAACUACUUCACGCGUAUCCUUGAGGACAACCUCAAGGCCAUCACCAAGCCGCAGUACGUGGACAAGAUCCCCAAGGCAGUGAAGGGAACGGUGCAUGGCAUCCUGUCGGCCCGUUGCGAGAAGCAGGAUAAGCUGGAUCAUUUUUUGAACGAGCUGGAUCUGUCGCACGUGCAGGACCGUGAGAUCGAGAACCUGUCGGGUGGUGAGCUACAACGCUUCGCAAUCGCCGUCGUGGCCGUGCAGAAGGCUGAUAUCUACAUGUUUGACGAGCCGUCGUCGUACUUGGAUGUGCGCCAGCGUCUCAAGGCCGCUCUGGUGAUCCGCUCCAUGGUGGACGACAAUGCCCGCUCGUACGUCAUCUGCGUUGAGCACGAUCUGAGUGUGCUGGACUACCUGUCCGACUUUAUCUGCGUGCUGUACGGUACCCCAUCGGCCUACGGUGUGGUCACCAUGCCCUUCAGCGUUCGUGAAGGUAUCAACAUCUUUCUUGCAGGCUUUGUACCCACCGAGAACCUGCGUUUCCGUACCGAGGAGCUCACGUUCAAGGUGUCGCAGAACGCUGACGAGUUUAGCACAGGCGAGGGCGAUGCCAACUCGUUCAACUACCCAGCGAUGACUAAGACCAUGUACAAGAAGAAGAAGGACACUGCUUUCAAGCUGCACGUCAAGGCUGGCGACUUCACUAACUCGGAGAUUAUCUGUAUGCUUGGUGAGAAUGGUACCGGUAAGACGACGUUCAUCCGUAUGCUUGCUGGUCUGCUCAAGUCUGACGAGAUGGAGGCUGCUGAGAAGGCUGGCGACGACGAGGCCAUGUCGAACUGUGCUCUGCGCUACGAUUCUUCUACGAUCAGUUACAAGCCGCAGAAGAUUGCGCCUAAGUUCCAGGGUACGGUGCGUGAGCUGCUGCAUCGCCGUAUCCGUGAGGCUAUCGUGCAUCCGCAGUUCGCGACGGAUGUGACUAAACCCUUGGCGCUCGAUAACAUUAUCGAUCAGGCCGUUCCUCAUCUAUCUGGUGGUGAAUUGCAGCGUGUGGCCAUCAUCCUGUGCCUGGGUAAGCCUGCUGACAUCUACCUUAUCGAUGAGCCGUCUGCCUACUUGGAUUCCGAGCAGCGUAUUAUUGCCGCCAAGGUUAUCAAGCGCUUCAUCUUGCACGCUAAGAAGACGGCGUUCGUCGUGGAACACGAUUUCAUCAUGGCGACAUAUUUGGCCGACCGUGUGGUUGUGUACGACGGUAAACCGGGUAUCGAGUGUACGGCACACGCGCCGCAGGGCCUGCUGACGGGAAUGAACACGUUCCUGAAGCAGCUUGAGAUUACGUUCCGACGGGAUCCUACGAACUAUCGCCCGCGUAUCAACAAGUACGACUCUGUAAAGGAUGUUGAGCAGAAGAGCUCGGGCAACUUCUUCUUCAUGGAUGACUAAGCUAUAGACGAAUGGGAGGACUGAAGCGCGUGCGUGAAGAUGGCGGAGUAGAUUGGUGCAACUGCGUCCUCGCCGGCCGAAGGAUGGUGGAGGAAGUAGAGAAAAUACAUGAGCGCUUUGAUUUUA